GUGUGAAGAAGAGUAAACAUGGACGCGGUGUGUUGACAUGUGAUCGUGGAGGGUAUUUGGGUAUUUGACAUCCAGAUUGCUCCGUGGGGUUAUUUUCCUGAUCCCCGGUGAAGCGGCACAUCAGAGGCGGACUGGAGCGCACGGUCCCGGGGCGCUCAGCCUGUGUGACCCCGCCCCCUCACUAAGAGAGCUCCACCUCCACGGCCCCUGAGACUCAUCCAGUCCUGCCUCGUUCUCCUGGUCCUCCUUCGUCCUCCUGGUCCUCCGUCGUUCUCCUGGUCCUCCUUCGUUCUCCUGGUCCUCCUUCGUCCUCCUGGUCCUCCUUCGUCCUCCUGGUCCUCCUUCGUUCUCCUGGUUGUCCUGGUUGUCUGGAGCCAUGGCGUGGCUCACUGCCCGUCUGCUCUUCUACCCCACACUGGCUUAUAAUCUUCUGAUGGAGAGGUGGAGCAGUCGGCGCUGGUUCGACAGAGUGGACCCAAACCUCAUCCUGGGAGCUCUGCCCUUCAAGUCCAUGACCAAACAGCUGGUGGAGGAGGAGCACGUGGGCGGAGUCAUCACCAUGAACGAGGAGUAUGAGACCCAGCUACUGUGUAACUCGACUCAGGAGUGGCAAGAGGCGGGGGUGGAGCAGCUGCGCCUCAGCACAGUGGACCUGCUGGGAGUACCCUCUCUGGAGCAUCUCCAUCGGGGGGUGGAGUUUGCUGUGAGGCACCGGGACCAGGGCAACACGGUGUACGUGCACUGUAAAGCUGGGCGCUGCCGCAGUGCGACGAUGGCAGCCGCCUACCUCAUACGGGUGUACUGCGUGACCCCAGAUGAGGCUUGUGAGCGUCUCCGGGCCCUGCGUCCACACGUCAUCCUCCGGUCCAACCAGCUCAGCCUGCUGCAGGACUUCUACCGGCAAGUCUGUGCACAAGGGCAAGAAGAGCAAGGACCAGGGCCACACAUGUGACACGGGCGUGCACACGAGAGGGCCGUGCACACGAGGGGGCCGUGCACACGAGGGGGCCGUGCACACGAGGGGGCCGUGCACCAGAGAAGGGAUUGAACAAAAGAGCGGUGUGCACUAAAAAGGAGGGCACACGAACAACUGAGCCUCUUUUCGAAGGGCAUAGUUUGCUUGGGGUGCUUGGUGCAGGUCAGUUUGGUGUGGCUUCCUCAAACCAAGUAGUGUCUCCAUGCUCUGGGCACGGCUCCGGUUUAUCAUCAGAGUUUCUGCACUGAUUUCACUUUCACUCUGCUCCUCUGUGUCGUGCUUUAGCAUCUCUUUAUGCUGUGCACUGGGUUUGAUUCGAUGCAUUAUACACUAGAAAUAUAAUACUAUUUGAUCUUAAUGUGAGUGGUUGGUUAACAGGAAAUGGCUGUCGCUAACGUGCUAGCUUUGUUUUGCUAACAUGUCGGCUCUACAUAUAAAUCAUAUCACUGGAAAUGCAACAGUUAAUCAUAAGAUCAAGUCAGCAUUUGGUGAGAUAGUAUGAUUUUCUUGUCCAAUCAUCUUUUUCCCUUGUGCAGCAAAAGUUAUCCUGGACCCAGACCGUGCUAGUACCCUCCAGAGUUGCUUUGGAUCCUUGAAAUUGGGCAGUACAAUUCACUUUAGACAGUGGAGAUACUUGCGAGCCGUACCGAUCUGCUCCAAAGCAAACCAAUGGAAACGAGGCUGUGCGGAUGUGAUGAUUCACUCGUGUCAGACUUCUCAUUACUCCUGUGCCAAAGAAUGUUCAUGUACCUCUUUGAAUAAAAUGCCUUUAUUGGUGUUUUUUAAUGUGAUUUUAUCAUACUGCCAGUUUUAUUAUUGAUUACAUUAUGCUGUACCUUCCUGUGAAAUGUCCAAAAGGUAAAUGAUGAACCUGAUCCUUUCUAUUCUUUACAGAACUGUAUAUAACAACAAAAAUCUUCAUUGUAGCUGAUAAAAGUACAGUAUGUAGCUUUCUGAAGCUGACGUCACCUGCAUGAUUCCAUGAAAGUGUAACAUUAAAGCCAUACUUUGGAACAUUCUCCACAGAGAUGGAUACAUUUUAUGUUAUACUGUGGAAUGUUAUAACCAAAGGAACAUUUCCAAGGAAAUAGGCAGGAGGAGGCCCAGACCAAAUAUGAGUCAGGUUUGUGGAGCUGCAAGCCCGCUCAGAGUAAGAGCACAUGUUUUUUCUGUGUUUUUCAGUGUAAUAAAUGCAAACCAAAAUGACAAAACAAAACAAAACAUGCUUUUAUUUUGGUCUAUUUUUGGGCUAAAAUGUUACAUACUACAGUGACUUUAAAUAUGAUUAAUCUACAUAAUGUUUUGAUAUUUUUCAAAACCCAGCAAUUCAGAGCUCACCCUUUGGUCUGGACUUGAUCAGGAAAACACUAAAUUCAUUAUCUCAGUGCUUCAAUUAUGUCUCUAAUUCCACACCUUUUAUCAAGUUAAAUAGAAUAAAAUUUACUUCUGUCACAAAUAAAAGGUGCAACUUGAGUCUGUCUGC
This is a messenger RNA of Periophthalmus magnuspinnatus, 2459 nucleotides long. RefSeq names its product protein tyrosine phosphatase mitochondrial 1 (gene ptpmt1). The record is from RefSeq and is a predicted model, not a curated record. Bases 377 to 952 code for a protein of 191 amino acids. NCBI's taxonomy places the organism in Eukaryota, Metazoa, Chordata, Actinopteri, Gobiiformes, Gobiidae. Gene Ontology annotation, biological process: protein dephosphorylation. Gene Ontology annotation, molecular function: phosphatidylglycerophosphatase activity; phosphatidylinositol-4,5-bisphosphate 5-phosphatase activity; protein tyrosine/serine/threonine phosphatase activity. The transcript is spliced from 5 exons.